This is a messenger RNA of Leucoraja erinaceus (little skate), 2428 nucleotides long. It is a transcript of the gene sh3kbp1, whose product is annotated as SH3-domain kinase binding protein 1. The record is from RefSeq and is a predicted model, not a curated record. Gene Ontology annotation, molecular function: protein binding. Bases 294 to 2300 code for a protein of 668 amino acids. Lineage: Eukaryota; Metazoa; Chordata; Chondrichthyes; Rajiformes; Rajidae. The transcript is spliced from 18 exons.
GGCCUCCCACCCCCCUCCCCAACCCCUCUCCCUUCUUCCUUCCCCUCUGCCACCAACACAAAUCUGUCCGCUGGCGAGUGCAUUCACAGCAGCCCGCAUCACACAACACUGGCUGGCUGUCUUACGACGGAGGAAGGAGUAAACAAAGAUGUCCGUAGCAGUGCUGGAGCUGGAGUGAGGUGUCAGCAAACCGAGGGGAGGUGGGCCACUUGAGCUCCAGCGUCUCCUCCUGGUCCAACUCUUCAUUCGAGUUCGGAGGCGAUCGGUAGCCAGAGACCAGACAGGCGACAUAAAUGGUGGAAGCAGUUGUUGAGUUUGCUUAUCAAGCUCAGCACGAUGAUGAGCUGACCAUCACUGUGGGAGAUAUUGUUGCUAACAUCAAGAAAGAUGAUGGAGGAUGGUGGGAGGGUGAGCUCGAUGGCAGAAGAGGUUUGUUCCCUGACAACUUUGUAAGAGAAUUAAAGAAAGAUGCAAAGAAAGAAAACCAACCCAAGAAACCUACAGAGGCUAGUGGUGGCGAGAUCUCCAAUGGCAGCCUGAUGUCUUCAAAUGAAACUUCACUUAAAAGUCGUGGAAUAGCUGAAAGAAUUAGAUCAAGACGAUGUCAAGUGGCAUUUAGUUACGCUCCUCAGAAUGAAGAUGAAUUGGAGCUGAAGAUUGGUGAAAUCAUUGAAGUCUUGGGUGAAGUUGAGGAAGGUUGGUGGGAAGGUAUCCUCAAUGGUAAAACUGGAAUGUUUCCCUCGAAUUUCAUCAAGGAACUUCCAGAAGAACCAGAGGAAGCGGUCAACAGUCAAGAAGAUACCACAUCGAAAGCAAAUGUUAAGGACAGAGGAAGCCCUGAACAGGAUAUUACAGAUGCAACUAGUGGAAAGAUGGAAGGAUCAAAUGGUGCGAUAGCAACUGAAAUUCAGCCAAAAAAGAUAAAAGGAUUUGGGUUUGGAGACAUUUUUAAGGACAAACCUAUCAAACUAAGGCCAAGAUCCAUGGAAAUUGAGCUUGAUACCAGCACUAUUGAUAAGCCUUCUGCAAAGAAAGUACUGGUUGUUGCAUCUUCUCAGGAGCCAACAAAAUCUGAUACAGACACCAAACCCAAGGGUAAGGAAUAUUGCAAAGUGUUAUUUCCAUAUGAAGCACAGAAUGAAGAUGAGCUGACAAUCAAAGAAGGAGAGAUUGUAAUUAUUAUAAACAAGGAAUGUGCAGAUGCCGGAUGGUGGCAAGGAGAAAUCAAUGGUAAAUGGGGAGUUUUUCCAGAUAAUUUUGUCAAGCUUCUGCCCCCUGACAUUGAAAAAGAGCGACCUAAGAAACCUCCGCCUCCAUUAGCUCCAGCUGUGAAACCAUUACCAGGACCCAAAUUUGAUGGUUCGCUUGUGGACAAAAAGAAUGAAGCAAAAAGAGUACCCCCAGAAAGACCAGAUUCCUUGCCAACAAGGUUAGAGGACAGAGAAGAAAAGCCGGAGAGAGAUCAGAAAUCCAUAGAACUGGGCAAACCAUCAGUACCUGCAAUACCACCUAAGAAACCUUUGCCUCCCAAGACUAAUUCUUUGAACAGACCAAAUGCAUUGCCUCCCAAGAGGCCAGAAAGACCAGCAGCACCUGCAGCUCAUGCCAGGUCUGACAGUGACCCAAAGGCAGAAUUAGGAUCUCCAGCUCUUUUUCUCAGUACAUCAGAGAGAGAGACCUUGGAAAAGACCAAUGACAUUGAUGUAACAGGUUUUGACAGUUUAGUCACUUCCACUGAGAAACUCAACCAUCCCACAACCUCCAGACCAAAAGCCAGUGGACGGCGACCACCAUCACAAGUCUUUACAUCACCAACACUUUCCAGCCCUGACUACUUGGACUCGCCAGUUUCGCCAGAGGAUCAAAGAGAAGAGCAUGAAAGAAUAGAAUUUGAAUCCAACACAGCAAAAGUAAAAGAGGUCAUAAAGAAAGCUCACAGACCCAUUCCUUUGUUACCGGGAUCUGACAAAACGUUGCCACCGAAACCAGGAGUUCCAAUUUUGCCAUCUGGAAGUAAUAUCCACACAUUCCAUCACAAUCUCGCCUCUGCUGGAGGACAGAGGUCAAACUUGCCGGUACAGUACAAUACUGAUCUCAAGCCAAAGAGUGACAAGAAUCAAGAUCCAAUUGAUGAAUUAAAAGCACAAGUGAAAGAAUUGAGAAGUUUUAUUGAAAUGAUGAAGUCACAGCACAAAAAAGAAAUUACACAGUUGAUGAACGAGUUAGAUGAAGAAAAGAAGAUUCGUAUUUCAUUACAAAUGGAAGUGGAAGGAAUUAAGAAAGCACUUCAAUCAAAAUGAUUGGUUAUUCCCAGGACAAAAUGCUGCAAUUACACCUCUGGUAGUUCCAGGACUUAAGUUAUGACACAGCCAAAUUUAGUUUUGUGCCAAAUUAAUUAAACUUAUUUCCCCCCCCCCCCCCCCCCCCC